Messenger RNA from Perca flavescens (yellow perch), 1756 nucleotides. RefSeq names its product kinetochore-associated protein 1-like. The record is from RefSeq and is a predicted model, not a curated record. Gene Ontology annotation, cellular component: RZZ complex; cytoplasm; kinetochore microtubule. The transcript is spliced from 14 exons. Gene Ontology annotation, molecular function: small GTPase binding. NCBI's taxonomy places the organism in Eukaryota, Metazoa, Chordata, Actinopteri, Perciformes, Percidae. The coding region runs from base 356 to 1141 and encodes 261 amino acids. Gene Ontology annotation, biological process: protein localization to kinetochore involved in kinetochore assembly; mitotic spindle assembly checkpoint signaling; mitotic sister chromatid segregation.
UCUAAUUUGCCAGCUGAUCAGACCACUCCCAACAGAAGGACGCUAGAUCCCUUACCGGGAGGGAGACAACGCUCUGGACGGAUGGACAGCAGCGGACUGGGUUGCUGCUCUUCUUUUCCCUCGGUGUCGCUGCUCACUGGAUCUCCUGUGCCCUGGUGGAGCCGACUCCCAGACUCUGCAGACUCUACGCUCACAAACUCCGACUAAAAGGGGAAGUGGUCCUUUUCCUCCACACUGAUCCGUGUGUGUUUUUAGCAUUUGAGCUAAAUGAGUAGUUUUUCGUUUUCUGUGAAGGUACCAGAUCCAGGGGCCGACGGCGGAGCAGUGGGGACGGCAGUAUUCGUUAUGAGCGCACAUGAAGUAUAGGAAAGGAACUAACGCAGACCUUCCGUGCCGGCGCCAGGGGAAACCAGGAGCUGACUCCAGGCUAGACUGGACUUUGGGUAUUGGUAAUCAUGAGUGUAUCAGCAACAUUGAGGACCCAGACUUAAUGAGGGUGGUGUACAUGCUGCAGUCUUUCCCCAUGGAUGAUGCUGUCCGUCUCCUAAACCCUAUCCUAUCUGCUGAAACCUGGCCGCUCAGCACUUCUGGGCCUCGUCUGACCUUCUGCCAUCGAACUCGAGCGCUGCUUUGUCUUGUCCGCCUCGCUGAUUCGGCCACUCUGGAGGCUGAGUUGCAGAUCCCCAGGAACAAAAUUCAAUAUUAUCUGAAAUGCUACAUCUUUGUCUCUCAACUGGAGGCAUUAAACAUCCCUUACACGGUGCAGUCUUUCCUCAGUAGUCCCAAAGAGGGCUUGGUUAAAGGGUUGUGGAAGAACCACAGUCAUGAGCCGCAGGCGGUGCGGUUGGUGGCUGACCUGUGCUUGGAGUAUCGGGUGUACGACCCUCAGCUGUGGAACAGUCUGCUUCAGAAGCUGCUGGGCUUCAACUUUAUCAGCCACCUCCAGAAGGUGCUAGAGGCAGUAGUGGCUGUCCCUGCUCUGUGGGAGAUUUCCAGUUUCUCCAGGACCUGGAGGAGUAUGAUACUGGCACCUUUUGUCUCAGCUUCUGUUCCUCUGAGUCCUGAUCAACAGGCAACACUCUACAGGACCUUUGUUCUCCUCCUUAAGUGCCCUUUCCUGUUGAAUCUGAACUUGAUAUGAAUUGCCAAUCGCUUCGCACAGUUCAAUCUGCCAGCCUUUGCCCUGGGAACUCUCCUUCUCAUCCCCUGUGCCAAUAAAAAGUCCCAGCAGAUCCAGGGCUUUCUGCCUGUGUGUAACCCAGUCGUGUCCUUGUGGAAGAGCUCAUGAACACCGGGGAAUAGCUGGUUCCCUCACAGAGAAGGAGAACCUGGAAAUGAGUAGGGGGAAAUGCACCGCUACCAAGCCAUGACAAAGCGGACCAAUCAGUUGUUGCGGUGUGUGUCAUUGCGACACGUAGUUGCAUUUCUGCGGAGGUGUACGGCAGGCUACGGCAUAGGGUCCAUAUCUACGGUCAGGACGAUGCUGACUCACUCGCUCGUGAGUACAUGAAACACAGAGAGCAGCAAAGAGGGAACACGCUGACAAACGGCUCACCUUCACCGAGCUGCCUUAAGGAGUUUCUCAACAUGCAAUAUGGAGUUUUGGGAUGAACAGACUAUUUCUGCAGCUUUAUGUUUUCACACUUGGUCUAUUUUGGGCUCAGAUGCAAUAUCUUUCAACUAUACAUGUAAUCUUUUAAUAAAUGCUUUUCAAUAUAGCUUGUAGCGGAUUCCCUGAAAAAAAUGAUCACUGUCA